AAGAGAGGAGGUGCAUAAGCAGAAAGUACUGCUUAGAGAAAUGUCAGACGAACUACGCCGCCUCAAGUCGCUCCUCGACGAAAUGACAGAAACUGCGGAGCACAGGAUGUUCACCGUGUUCUGGUUGUUGCUUGACAACAUGAAAGAUAUAGACGUUACUCGUCUGAGGGAGGCCAUGUCAGCCAGACUUCAGGCAAUUGCUGAAACGAAGAACACCACGUUCGACGAGUUUCAGGCAUGGCUGAAUAUUGAAAGGGAAAGGCGCACCGCAGUCUUGAAGCGGCUCUCCGCCCACAUCACGAAGACAACAAACGGGGAGUCAGACGGAGGGGAUGUCAUGUGUCUUGCCAGCUGCGGAAAGUGUGUGCUGAAGGAGGGGUGGGCAUCGUACAAUAGCCAAGAUUACAACACAGGUUCGCUACCUACGACGGUACGCAGCGUCGUUGACCUCUUAGCCUUCACCGAGGACUGCUUUCGCCACUGUACGGAAACUGUCGAGAAGUACGGUCUGAGUGAAGUGGGUGUCGCUGCAGACGUUUGGGAGCAUCACCACAGGAGAUUCUGCAAACAACCGUACAUGUCAUCGAACAAAAGGAAAGCGUCAACCCAGAUGGUCAACCACGUGCGCCGGUCGCUGGCGUUGCAGGAGGAGAUCGGAUUUGUGAGGAAAAAGAGGAAGAGGGCCGUCGAGAAUAGGUCUUCUGUGACCGGAUUUUCGAAAGAGCAUCGCAGAAGCGGCGCCGGCCCCUCUGCGAAAACGGAGCACAAGCGCAGCCGCAAAUCCGGAUCGAAAGUUACAGUCCCUUCGAGUGCACGGGAGAUUUCAACGCUGAAAGAACGUAACGAGUCGCCCCCCUCGACCCCCGUCCGGGGAAGGCGCGGAAGCGGCGCCGAGAACCGUCCGCCAAGGGCCCCGGAAAAAAGAUCGCGGGAUGAUAGAAGCACGACUACGCACCGCAGAACAAAGAAGAGAAUAUCCUACAAAGACGACAGAACAGUGGAGACAAUCGAUCUUAGAGGGUCUGACGACAGGCACAGCGGACCCCAAGUGGAAGAAGAGGAGGAACACGACCGUUCCGCGCCAGAGAAGUCAGAUGGUGCGGAGGACGAGGAGCCAGGAAACGAGGGAGACGACAGCGAUUCUUCCCGCAGACAAUCGCAAGACACCGAUGAGGACGACGACAACGACGACAAGUCGGCCAGCGAGAGAACUGGCAAAGACCAGAGCGCCACUUCGGAAAGAGGUGGUUCGCCAUUUCCUUCGAGGACGCUGCGCAGAGAAGGAGAACGGCAGACACGCAAUGGCAGCGACACCGAGGAGCGUGUCGGUGACAGACAAAUCGUACAGCACGUCAGCGCCGCCGGAAAAGUGCGCGCAAGCGGCGGAGCCGUGCAAGGACCGAAGGACGAGAGCGCCGCAUUCGCGAAGAAAACGAAGGGCAAGCUGUUGCGUUCCGUCGCCAAAGCCUUUGCGUUCUCUGCGGCAAACGACGCAACUUUGUACCCGACAGAGGACGCGUUUUUCGCGGCGGUGCAAGCGACGGCGAAACUGGCAGGGGAGACAGCAGAGGAAGGGUUGCGGUCUCAUAUAGCAGAGUGCGGGAUUCGAGCUGUCAUAGGGGAAUGCAACAGAAUGAUGACGACGAUCCGCGGAGAGAUUACAUGGCAGCUGAAACAUUGGUUUUGGGCUGAAAAAGGGAUUCCGCUCGUCGGAUCGCAGCAAACGGACCACCACCUCACCACUUGCAACAAGAUGCGCACCGAGAUGAAGGAGAACAAGACGUGGAGACGGAGCGGCGACGAUCCGUGGGGCGCCCUCGCCUUCAAGACGGCACUCUUAAAAGUUUUUCAGAUGAGGAAGGAAGACCGGAACCUGGGCGUCACCCUGCAGCAACUGGCUUUUGCGGAGAUGGUCAUUCAAUGUGAGAUUGAACAGACAACGAAGACGACACGAGCUGCGGAGCAGAUAGAAAAAUUGGUAUCUAUAAAGCAGGCAAUCGUCUCAUCUCUCCGUAGCCGAGACACGACUGGUUUCGUCAUGGUAGCCGACGUCGUCGUUAUGUCAAGUGCAAAAGCAUGGCCAAAUACCCUUGUAACGGUAUUUGGUCCGACAACGCCCACGGAGUUGGCCUCGCAACAGGCCACCCCUAUGACGAUUGAGAUCCCUGAGGGCGAGCCGGCGCAGCGACCCCAACCUCCAGUGAAGGAAGGGGGCCCCACAGAGGAGUCCCCUACGAUCCUUUUGGAGGUGCAGGAGGGUGCCCUUACGGGAGCAGCAGCAUCCACUGAGCCGGAGGCAAUGGGGGGAGAGGCGUCUCGACUGGAUGAGUUAGUGACAGCUAUGGAGUUGGACAUGCCGUCAAGAGAGCCUCAGAGACAGAAGACCCCAGAGCGUGUGCCAGAGAUGGGGGGGUUGAGGACGCAGUUAGGCUCUUGGGCUAGUGGAGCUGACUCAGGAGAGCACAUCUCGGAGCAGCAGCAGGAAGUUAUGAGCGAGGCAGCGACUGCCGUGACUCCCCAGCCUUCUGACCUGCAUAGGGACGAGGGGGCGACUGCGAUGGGAGGAGUCCGCGAGGGUAGGCCACUGAGAUUAGACACUCCAGCGUACCGACCCGAGGGAGAUGAGAUGCUAGCAGGGCCGAGUACCCAGAGGAUGGACGCAGGGCCGACAGAGUCAUGGAGUAUGCCCCAGAGCCACGAGAUGAGCAGGGAAACUAGCGAGACGCCGCCGUUGCCUGGGUCCCAGAAGAAGAAGAGGAGGUGUCGGGGGAGAUCAGACGAUCAGUGCUUCUUCUGCACGGACGGCGUACAUAGGGCUCUUGAAUGCCCGAAAUUCCUUAAGGACAAGGCAGCUGGGAGAGUGACAGAGAGUGGUGGGAGGAUGUACAACAGACAGGGGCGAGUGGUAGAGCGGGCUCCAGAUGGGGGUAGGGCACAAUUGCAUAGGCAGAACCAGGAGGCCAUGAGUGAGUAGGGGUUGGCCUGUCUAUAUGACAGUAGGACUAGAGUUCCUCUGUACCCAGAGGUCGGGUUAGGGACGUACGUACUCUGAGUCGGUUGAGUGGGUCCUAAGGGGUGUGCACGUCUGAGUUCGCCGUGGGAGUCCUGUCUAGUUGUACAUACAUAGGUGGCAGGGCUCAAUCGGUCAUUGGGUUUUGUGUGUGAUACAAUUCAGCGGGUGAGAUUCAGUUGUGAGAUACAUGUGACUGUGUGAUUUGUACAUUAGGUUUGGAGGUUUGGAAACCUUCUUUACAUUUCUGAUUGGAUCCUGAGAGCCAUAACAUCUGGGGUGUGAGUCCACCAUGUAGAGUGUACAGGGAACUGAGUGUUGAGUUGUUCACUGAGGCGGGCAUCCUAUUCCUAGGUAUAUCCUAGGAAUUGUGUGUGUGGGAGCUUGAGUUGAGUGUUGUAUUGAGACUUGAGGGAGAUAUUUUGCUCCCGAGUAUAUUUUGAUUCCACCCUCUGUGGGAUUUGCUCUUAUGACAAUCACGAUCACUCUCACAUGUGUGGCUUUAUCCCAAUGAAUGAGGGCUUUGUGU
Chara braunii is the source of this 3539-nucleotide messenger RNA. Lineage: Eukaryota; Viridiplantae; Streptophyta; Charophyceae; Charales; Characeae. The record is from the annotation of a GenBank genome assembly.